CUAGAGUCAAGAGAUAUAUAUUCAGACCUACUCUACGAGCCUGGAUCUAGACUAAAUCUAUUCAAAAGUAAUAUGUUGACUCCAAAGUUUUCUUUGUCACAGGAUUCCGAUCAUGUUUUUGUCACUAUCUAUAUUCCUUAUAUUAAAAUAACCGAAGCUGAUUGCUUCAUCGAUGAUGAUGAAUUUUAUUUUCAUUCUGAACCUUAUUACCUUCGAUUGCAUUUACCUGGAAAAAUUAAAGAAAACCAACAUUCGCAAUAUGAUUUUGAUACGCACAACCUAACGGUUAGUCUAACAAAACAGACAAAAGGCGAGUGUUUUGAAGGACUGGAUUUGCUAACAAAAUUGCUUACUCCUAAAGUUGAGAAAUUCAAACAUAAAGAAAUUGAAGUCAUUGUCGAUAACACUACUGGUGAUCAAGACAAGAGUGAAGAAGGUCCAGAAUGUGAGGAGGAUGAUUGGUUUUUUGAACAAGUACCAUGCACUGAUUUACAACCCAAUGCAGAGUUUGUAAGCAAACCAAGUUAUGGUUUUGCAAAUAGAAAAAGUAGCUGCUUAAAUAAUUUGACCUCAGAAUUCACAGAAAUAAUAGAUCUCAAAGAUCCUGAUAAUACAUUGCAAAUUAAUAGAAGACUUCUCCGUGAAAAGCAAGAAGAAGCACAUUUUAAUUGCGAACAUUAUCUAGCAGAUUUCUUUGAAGAUGAUGCUAUUCAGGAAUUAGUUUUUCCAGAUUAUGGAGAACUGACUGGUGAAGUUGGUACAGAUGUUAUUUUUACUGAAAAAGAAAGGGAAAAGCUUCUGCAGUUGCCUCGCAGAGAAUACAUAAUUGAUGAACAAAACAUUGAACCUACUUAUUUAGGGUUGGUAGAUUUAAUGUUAGCUUAUGCUUACAACUAUCGUUUUACACAAGGUGAAAGUAAUGUUGAAUCUGAGUGGACUAUUUGCAAACUAAGUUCGACAUUAUGCUGGUUGGAUACCUUCCAGAACAUCAAGGAAGUUGUUGUUAGUUUUGCUAGGAGAUCUUUGACAUAUCCACUGUAUCGCAACUGGAAACUUUUUCUUAAAGUGUUUUCUGAUGUGAAAAUUAUAUUUCAAGUUGGAAAAAAUCAAAUUUUAAAGUGUUUGCUAGCAAUUCAUGGAAUUCUUUCAGAGAGUGAAAUUCGUUAUCCACUCAAUGAUUUGUAUAUUACAGACUACUGUGUAUGGGUUCAGAGUGCAGACCCAGUGUAUCUUGGAAAAGUGUCUCAGGCAUUAUUAAACUUGAAUAUUUCAAAAUCAGAUUUAGGUCUAAAAUUAGUUGAAAUGGAGACAGAUGCAAAACUGUUAUUGGAUGACAUUCAUAAUGAAACAGAGAAGGAGACUGACUUGGAGGAACUUUCUCAUAUUCUUGCUAACAGAGUGAAAAUCACAGAUGCACUUCAUUCAGAUAGUGAUGAUGAUGCUAGUAGUAACACUAGUGAUAGUGAAAGUAGUGAUGAUGAUGAAACAGUUUCUACAGAUGCUUCAGAAAGCAGCAGUACGGAGGACAAAGAUACAAAUCCCUAAAUUAAUAUUAAUAUCCAGAAAUUUUAAACACUGUGAAAUGAAAAUUUCAUAGCUACUGCUGGCAUUUGGUCAUCAUUAGGUUUGGGUUAGUCCAGGCCCAUGAAGCUUUUUUUUUAAGUGUUAUCAAAAUAUAUUUGCAUGUGCAGGCCAGAGCUUGUAUGUAAUCAAUGCCCUGGCAGGGCUGGUGAGAAAAGGGCUAAUACAUAAGUGAAUGCCUUUUUAUAACCUAAUUUUGUACAUCAGAGGGCAAUGUAGCUUAGAGAAACAGGGAUGAGUCAAAACAUUACCACUGGUCCCACUAGGGAAAUUUCAUGGAAAAGUAGGAAAGAGAAAAAGGAAUGUAAUUAGGUAAUUAUUUAGGUAGGCUAAAUAAAAAUGUUUGAAUAUUAUAUCAUGAUGCUCCAUGUGGCCUAUGCCAAUUGUUCCUUUGGUUAUGGUAUGUAAUACCAACGCUUCUACUUCUAGUGGCUAUAUUAUUCAUGUUAAAAAAGUAAACAUAAUUUUGUCAAUUCUACCAUGAAUUGGAAAUUAAAUAUUUUUUUUUAAUUGAUUCAUGGAAAUAUAAUUCAUGUUCAGAUGCUAGAUCAACUCAUGCCAAUUUCUUUGAUCUUUAAAUAUAUAUUAAGCCUAAUAAAAAAUAAAUUGCUUAA
Molecule: messenger RNA, 2195 nt
Organism: Physella acuta
Lineage: Eukaryota; Metazoa; Mollusca; Gastropoda; Physidae
Product: protein SHQ1 homolog
Biological process (GO): box H/ACA snoRNP assembly
Cellular component (GO): cytoplasm; nucleoplasm
Source: RefSeq, a predicted model, not a curated record